Fusarium falciforme is the source of this 2088-nucleotide messenger RNA. RefSeq names its product Aminoglycoside phosphotransferase. The transcript is spliced from 8 exons. Gene Ontology annotation, molecular function: oxidoreductase activity; zinc ion binding. Lineage: Eukaryota; Fungi; Ascomycota; Sordariomycetes; Hypocreales; Nectriaceae. Bases 1 to 2088 code for a protein of 695 amino acids. The record is from RefSeq and is a predicted model, not a curated record.
AUGGCAGACACGGUGAGACAACCUAUCGACAUUGUGCGGCUAAGCACGUACAUCAAGCAAAAUGUGGCCCAAAUUGCUCUUCCAAUCAGUCUGAAACAGUUUGGCCAUGGACAGUCUAACCCAACGUACGAGGUCACGUCGGCGACAGGAGCGAAAUUCGUCUUGAGAAAGAAGCCACCGGGAGAGCUGCUGUCCAAAAGCGCACAUGCUAUUGAGCGAGAGUAUGAGAUUAUCAAAGCCCUGGAGACUACCAAUGUCCCUGUUCCCAAGGUGUAUUGUCUCUGCAACGACAGUUCGAUCGUUGGCACGCCAUUCUACGUGAUGGAAUUCCUGGAUGGCAGAAUUUUCGAGGAGGCAUGGCUUCCCGGUAUCCCUCCGCAAAAGCGCAGUGCAAUCUGGAAGGAGGCUGUUGACACGUUGGCCAAGCUUCAUUCGGUCGACCUGUCCCAGAUUGGCCUGGGUACCUGGAAGAAGUCUACGAGCUUUUAUUCCCGCCAGGUCAAGUCUUUAUCUCGGACAUCCGAAGCCCAGGCGAGCACAACUAGUCCAUCGGGUAAACAGGCUGUCGGGAAGCUGCCCCAUUACGAAGAGAUGGUCAGCUUCUUUGCAGACGCCAACUCGCACCCCCCAGACACACGAAGACUGGUGCACGGAGACUUCAAACUCGACAAUCUGGUCUUUCACAAGACAGAACCCAGAGUGAUUGGGAUUCUAGAUUGGGAGAUGGCGACCGAAGGCCAUCCGCUAUCGGAUCUGGUCAACUUACUCAUGCCAUUUAGCUGGAACCCACAGCAAGUGUCAUUCCUAACAUCCGAGACAUUGACUGCAGAGCUGAAGGAGCUGCAAGAGAACUUCUGGUCGAACAGUAUCCCCGGGAUUCCCAGCAUGAAGCAGUGCCUGACGUGGUACUGGGGCGGCGUUGACUGGGCCGCGACCGGCUUUCUGGACUGGGGCAUAGCAUUUAGCAACUUUCGAACAUCCGUGAUUAUGCAGGGAAUCGCGGCCAGGAUCGUAAGAGGCCAGGCGAGCGGUGCCAAGGCGAGACAGUUUGCUCAGCAAACACUGGCGUAUGCCUCGUGGGCGUACGCGCGAGUCGCGAGACUGCAGCAGGAGAAGCGAGUACUGAUCACGAUGCGAGCUGUUGUCUUCAAAGGAGUCAAGCAAGUUGCGCUUGAGGAUCGACCUAAGCCCGUCAUUCAGCAUCCCACCGAUAUCAUCGUCAAGGUCAAAUACACAGCGCUAUGCGGCAGCGAGCUUCAUGUCUUUCGCGGACAUCAGCCCUCCGGAACUGGAUUUAUCAUGGGCCAUGAAUUCACUGGCCUGAUCGAUGAAAUUGGCUCCGAUGUCAAGAGCCUGAAGGUGGGCGACGCCAUCGUCAGUCCUUUCACCGCCGAGUACGUGAGAAUACCCUAUGCCGAGACCACCGUUGUCAAGGCUCCGAAAGAGGUGGAUGACGUCAAGCUUUGUCUGAUGGCUGAUAUAUUUCCGACUGGCUGUUUCGCUGCUUCUAACGGUCUCGGCCAUCUCGACAAGAAGCACGCCGAGGACAGCCUCGUGGUCGUCAUCGGCUGCGGCCCGGUUGGUAUCUGCGCUCUGAUUGCUGCACUCGAGUACAAGCCCAGAGCUAUCCUAGCGGUAGACGGCAUCGAGCCGAGACUGGAUCUUGCCAAAAGCCUCGGUGCUGAGCCGUGGAACUACCUCACACAGAAAGACGAGUUGGAACAACGUGUCAAGGAGUUGAGUGGCGGCCGUGGUGCCGACGUGGUCAUUGAGGUCGUGGGACACAGUUCUGCGCUCAAGAUGGGUUUCGAGCUUCUUCGGCCUUGGGGCACCAUCUCUAGCGUCGGUGUCCACAAUGGCGAGAUCCCGUGGACUGGAAACCAAGCUUAUGGCAAGAACCUCACCAUCAAGAUGGGAAGAUGCCCAGUCCGAAGCGUCUUCACCGAGGCAUUGGAACUACUCGCAAAGAAACAGCAUCUACUAGAUUUCAUGACGGCGACGGUGAUGCCUCUGAGCAAUGCCCUUGAAGGAUACGAGUUGUUCGACUCAAUGAAAGUCCAAAAGGUCAUAUUUGAUGCUGAGAAGUAA